Messenger RNA from Sporothrix brasiliensis 5110, 1011 nucleotides. RefSeq lists its product as uncharacterized. Bases 1 to 1011 code for a protein of 336 amino acids. Gene Ontology annotation, molecular function: hydrolase activity. The transcript has a single exon. NCBI's taxonomy places the organism in Eukaryota, Fungi, Ascomycota, Sordariomycetes, Ophiostomatales, Ophiostomataceae. The record is from RefSeq and is a predicted model, not a curated record.
AUGGAAGAUCAGCAGCAGCAGCAUCCGCCACCAAAACCUCUCACCAGCAUCAAGCUACGCGGCCAGACCAAGAAGCGCUUAGCAGCACGUCUCCUGCAGAUCCACCUGCGCGGCCGGCCCGCAUCCGUCCCCACUACCACCACCACAGACACCACCACCGCCGAAUAUAAGCCUGUGCGCGUUGUCUGCGUCGCCGAUACGCACAACACACAACCCGUUCUGCCGGCCGGCGAUGUACUGAUCCACGCGGGCGACUUGUCCGACAGGGGCUCGUUCGCCGAGGUGCAGGCGGGCCUGUCGUGGCUGGCGGCGCAGCCGCACCAGCACAAGAUCCUCGUUGCCGGCAACCACGACGUGCUGCUGGACGAUGCCUUUUUGGAGAAGCAUCCAGAACGCCGGUAUGGACAGUCCGCAACAGAGACAAGACGAGACCUGGAUUGGGGCGACGUGACGUAUCUCCAAGACCGGCACGUCACGAUUCGCGUGGGCGCCCGGUCGCUCACCAUCUACGGCUCGCCCUGGACCCCGGCGUACGGUGUCUCCGCGUUCCAAUACCGCCCGGACUGCCCGACGCACUGGUCGGAGCGGCUGCGCGCGUUUUCGCCGGCACAGCCACCCGACAUUCUCGUCACGCACGGCCCGCCGAAGCUGCACCGCGACCAGCGCGACUUCUACCGCGCCGGGUGUGCCUACCUGGCGGAGCAGGUGGCGCGCCUGCGGCCCCGGCUGUGUGUCUUUGGCCACAUUCAUGCGGCGUACGGACGGGAAGACGUCUUGGUCGACGCCGUGCGCUGGCAGCACGAUACCGUCGCGAUCGGGUGGGCCGGGUGGGCCGGCGUGGUGUGGAUGCUCAUGCUCGUCGUGUGGGCAAAGACCACAGCGAUGCUAGCAGCACCGCUGCGAAUCAUGGGCAUUCGCCACGACGAGAAAGUGACGACAUUCGUCAACGCCGCCGUUGUUGGCGGGCCAGACAACAAGCUGCGAAAUCCGCCGAUCGUGGUGGAAAUAUGA